Messenger RNA from Penicillium daleae, 501 nucleotides. RefSeq lists its product as uncharacterized. The transcript has a single exon. Bases 1 to 501 code for a protein of 166 amino acids. NCBI's taxonomy places the organism in Eukaryota, Fungi, Ascomycota, Eurotiomycetes, Eurotiales, Aspergillaceae. The record is from RefSeq and is a predicted model, not a curated record.
AUGCCUGUCACCACCACCUCAAGUAUCACUUCUGCUUCGGCGACCUCCAGCUGCCAUGCCAAGCUAUACGACAUUCCUACGCAUGAUGCCGCCUGCGCCAUGCCUAUGAAAGGCAACUACUCGGCAAUUAUGAGUAGUUGUUGCUCUUCUGCUUCUGUGGUCGAGUACGAUGGGUGCGAUUAUUACUGCUUGGCUCAGGGUCAGACCGUUGGUGAUCUCGCCGAAUGCCUCAUCAAGGCGUCCGAGCCUGGCCAGGUUUGGUGCAAUACCAAUGCCAACGCUAGAGCUACCGCGACAGAACCCACUACUGGCACUGAAAUCAUCACUCUCAGUGCCACAACUACUGGCACUGAUUCCACGUCCUCCGCCACCUCAAGCAGUGCCACUGCGAGCUCAACUGCCAACGCUGCUGGGUCUGUCGUACCUCAUCCUGUGUCCAAGUCUGCCGUUGGAAUGGUUGUCCUUUUGUUGGCCGGGUCAGCAGCAGGAUAUUUUGUUUAG